Molecule: messenger RNA, 863 nt
Organism: Aphidius gifuensis
Lineage: Eukaryota; Metazoa; Arthropoda; Insecta; Hymenoptera; Braconidae
Product: leukocyte surface antigen CD53
Exons: 5
Coding region: 159-863 (234 amino acids)
Cellular component (GO): membrane
Source: RefSeq, a predicted model, not a curated record
AUUGUGAACAAAGCCAGGAAUAAAAUAGAAAAAAUUUCAUUCUGCGAUAAGUGUCGAGUUGAUAUAGUUGUCAAAUGUAAUGAAAUUUUAAUAAUAAAUAAAUUAAAUAAUUAUUUUUUAAAUAAAUAAUAAGAGUGAGUUGAAAAAAAAACAUCAAGAUGAAGAGCUGUGGAAUGAGUACAAUCAAAUAUUUAUUAUUUGGAUUUAAUCUAGUUUUUUCGCUUUCUGGACUUGCAGUUUUGAUUGCUGGAAUGAUUGUUUUAGCAGAUGUCGAUGAAUUUAGUCAUUUUGUAGAAGGAAGUAUUUUCACAACAUCAUUUGUUUUAAUCAUUGUUGGUGUUAUUAUAUUUAUUGUUGCAUUUCUUGGAUGUUUUGGUGCAAUUAAAGAACAUUAUAUUCUUUUAAUUGUUUUUGCAGGAAUAUUAGCUGUUAUAUUUGUCAUUGAAAUGACUGUUGGUAUAACAGCAGCAGUUUAUAAAGGUGAUUUUAGUGAUGUAUUAAAAAAUGGAUUAAAAAAAUCAAUGAAAAAUUAUUCAAAUAAUGAAGCUGACAAAAUUGCAUGGGACAAUGUACAGAUUAAGCUUGAUUGUUGUGGUGUUGAAAAAGCCGAUGAAUGGAUUGGAAUUGGUGUUUUACCAGGUGGUCAAUUACCACCUUCGUGUUGUAAAGAAAAAUCAAAUAUUCAAUGUCUACUUGGUGAUUCUACACAACGUCAAAAUGGUUGUUACACAAAACUUGUUGAUAAAAUCAAAGGAAAUGCAAAUGUAAUAAUUUAUUUAGGUAUUAUAAUAUUAAUUGCUGGAAUUGUUUUAGCUUGUUCUCUUGCAAUGGCAAUUAAAAAUGACAGAAAAGAUGAAGAGUAA